ACAAAGAACCCUUCGGCCCACGCGGGUCUCCCGGCAACCGGCGCGGGUGGGGGCGGGGCUGGCAUCUUCCGCUGGUGCGGAACCGAGCGAACAGCCGCGGCGCGGCGGGGGCCGUUCCUGCUCUCUCCGCGCGACCCGCCACGUCCCUUCCCGCCCCGCGCGACCCGCGUCCGCCCGCUGCUCGCUCCUCCGCAGCGCACCGACCUGCGACCAGACCUGGAAUGCGCACCCCGCCGGCCCCCGGGGGCCAGGGCAGCGAGGUGCCAGGCCCCACCUUUGCUGAUGGCGAGGUCCUCCCCAGGGAGCCCGGCUUCUUUCCUGAGGAUGAGGAGGAGGCUAUGACACUGGCCCCACCCGAGGGCCCCCCCGAGUCAGACAUGGACAGCCCCAUGGAGAGCACCCAGAGCCUGGAGGGGCCCGUCGGGAGCCCUGCGGAGGAGAAGGACGGGGGUCUCGGGGGCCUGCUCCUGCCCGAGGACAAGUCCCUGGGCCACACUCCAUCCAUGACGACUUCAGACCUCUCCACACACUCCACCACCUCGCUCAUCAGCAACGAGGAGCAGUUUGAAGACUACGGGGAGGGAGACGACGUGGACUGUGCUCCCAGCAGCCCCUGCCCCGACGACGAGACCAGGACCAACGUCUACUCGGACCUGGGGUCUUCAGUGUCUUCCAGUGCGGGGCAGACGCCCCGGAAAAUGCGGCACGCGUACAACAGCGACUUGCUGGAUGUCUACUGCUCUCAGUGCUGCAAGAAAAUCAACCUGCUGAAUGACUUGGAAGCCCGACUGAAAAACCUGAAGGCCAACAGCCCCAACCGGAAGAUCUCCAGCACGGCUUUUGGACGGCAGCUCAUGCACAGCAGCAACUUCAGCAGCAGCAACGGCAGCACCGAGGACCUGUUCCGGGACAGCAUUGACUCCUGUGACAACGACAUCACGGAGAAGGUGAGCUUCCUGGAAAAAAAGGUGACGGAACUGGAGAAUGACAGCCUGACCAAUGGGGACCUGAAGAGCAAGCUGAAGCAGGAGAACACCCAGCUGGUGCACAGGAGGGGCGUUAGUGACUUGGGGUCCAGGGCUCCCCGUGGCUGCAACCUGGGUGGGGUGAGAAGACACAGGCCAUGGAAGCUGGCCCUGGACUGGAGUCCGCCCCUCCACAGGGUGCACGAGCUGGAAGAGAUGGUGAAGGAUCAGGAGACGACGGCCGAGCAGGCCCUGGAGGAGGAGGCGCGGCGACACCGAGAGGCUUACAGCAAGCUGGAGAGGGAGCGGAGCACGGAGAUCGAGCUGCUGCACACCAGGGUGCAGCAGUUAGAGGAGGAAAACACAGAGCUCAGGACCACGGUGACUCGGCUCAAGUCGCAAACAGAGAAACUGGACGAGGAGCGGCAGCGUAUGUCCGACCGGCUGGAGGACACCAGCCUGCGGCUCAAGGAUGAGAUGGACCUGUACAAGCGCAUGAUGGACAAGCUGCGGCAGAACCGCCUCGAGUUCCAGAAGGAGCGGGAGGCCACGCAGGAGCUCAUCGAGGACUUGCGGAAGGAGCUGGAGCACCUGCAGAUGUACAAGCUGGACUGCGAGCGGCCAGGCAGGGGCCGCAGCGCAUCCUCCGGCCUGGGCGAGUUCAACGCCAGGGCCCGCGAGGUGGAGCUGGAGCAUGAGAUCAAGCGACUCAAGCAGGAGAAUCAUAAGCUGAGGGAUCAGAAUGACGACUUGAAUGGGCAGAUCUUGAGCCUCAGCCUCUACGAAGCAAAGAACCUCUUUGCCACCCAGACCAAAGCACAGUCCUUGGCUUCGGAAAUCGACACGGCCUCGCGCGAUGAGCUUAUGGAAGCCCUCAAGGAGCAGGAGGAGAUCAACUUCCGGCUGCGGCAGUACAUGGACAAGAUCAUCCUCGCCAUCCUGGACCAUAACCCCUCCAUCCUCGAGAUCAAACACUGAGACGGGGGCUGGCUGCAGAGCGGCCUCGGGACCCCGGGACCCCGGGACCCCAGGACCCCAGGACCGAAGGGCAGACCCUGCCUGAGGAUGCGGCCCCAGCCGGGCCCCCCCCACACACUGAAAAUGUAUCCCUGGCCACCAUGUAAUGUGUACUGGUGUGGACGCUGAGCACACAGCGAGGGGUGAGCGUGGGGCCGUGGCUGGGGGUGACUCGGCGCCGUUAGCUGUCCAUGCACUUUGUGGUCCCUUUGCAGGGGCAGAGCGUCCUGGAGGUUUCGGGGGGCAAGGUCUGCAAUCAGGAGUGACUGUAAUAACAAGAACUGGAAGCUUGUGUUGCAGAUACUGGAUAAAAUGAUUCUACCUCUGGGGGUGAGGAUUAAAUACUCUAGGGAGACAGCUCUUUCUCCCACCCAUGCCUUCUGGGAGCAGGAGCAAAGUUAUGACCUUUCCUGGGAGUUCAGCUGUCCAGCAGCGGUGUCCUCGCCAGCCUCUGUAGCCACCUUUGAAGUCCAGGUGCUGGAGCUCAGAGAGGAGGAAGUGGCGUUUAGGGGGACAUGAGGAGGGGCCCCCACCAGCCCCCUCCCCGGCCGGCAGCCCCUGCGAUGCUUGUGCGCCGUGUGUCCAAAGGACUCGGGCUUGCUGCCGAGCCACCUUCAUUCUGAGAAGCCUCGUGUUUUUAGCACCCUCCGUGCCCCUCCCAUCCCUGCUGACCUACCUCCCUUCCUGUUUUGUUUUGUUUUUGAGACCAUGAAAAAUAAGCAGCGUUCACUUGGCUGUAACGUGCAGGGAUUAAAGGAGGGAGAAGGAGGCUGAGGGACGGGGGUGUUUCAGGCACGUGUUGGCAUCGGGCAACCAAAGACGUGGUUUUCGGGGAGGAGCACGCUCGCCUCCCCACCAGGUUCCUUCCGCCGGCUGCAUCUGGAAAGAGAAGCCAGGAUGGACCGUCAGCCGCUUCUGGGGCUGGCAGUGGACCUUGCUCACCACCCUGCGUUCUGCGCAGCCUGGUGACAGCAGCCGCGGGCGCGGGUGUUCAGAGCCAGGCCUGUGGGCUGGGCUCAGCUGGGCAGGGAGACCCCGGCAUCCCAACUUUUAGGAACACACCUGCGUUCGGUCCUCAGCCAGUGGGAAACGAAUGCUGUCCUGGUGGGAGACACAGUUGGGGAAGUUUCAGGGAAACCUUAGUCGUCCGUCCUCGGGGCACGUGUGGGAGUUCACACACAUUUUCAAUGUGAUCUUUUGUUGGGGCAGCUGGGAGUAGAUAGGGUACUUUUCCUCUGAGUUGUCCCAGUGGUUCUCCAUUUUAUAUGGCCGAUUCGUUUCCUCAAUCCAAAUAUAUAAACAUGGAUGGUCUUCAUUUCCCCCCCGAAGUUUGCUUUCGUUAGCACUUCUAGUGUACAGGGAAAGUUUGGGCAUGUUGUGGAGGGCGUGGGGGGGAGUAUGCCGAGAAGGUAGGGUAGUGGCGGGUGAAGAGGGCCCCUGGGGACUUGGGGGUUCCCUGCUCACAGAGGUAGGCUGCGGCCACGACCCACCUUCUUUCCAGUCCUGUCAGCUUUUGCUUUGGUUGGAUUGUGUGAUUUCUUUUCAAGAAUAUGUGUGGGGUUUGUUUCAAGCGGCAAAUAACGGGACUGCGUUGGCUUGAUCUAGGAGUUUGGGGCCCCCCACACCAGGAAAACCAGGGCAGGAGUCCGUCCUCCGGAGCUUCUCAACCCCUUGGGACACUGGUCUCCUCGGGCUCCGCUGAGGGUCUGAGCAGUGGCUCUGAGAAGUGGCCGUGGAAGGAAAGCAUAGGGAGCCGGUCUCUCAAGAAUUUGCUAAUAGGACGGAGCGCCAUGAAUGAAAGGAAAGGAACGAUAAACUUGGCCUGGCUUUGGUCUGGGUUUUACUUGGGAAGGAGUCCCGCAGAGAUGGUGGGGCUUGCCCCAGGGAUGAGCGUUUUAUGUGUAAAACUGUACAAGCUCCUUAGCUGCAGGGAGGUGGGAGGCUGCCCUGCCUGAGUUGCAGUCGCAGUGUGGGAAGGGAUUUUGCCUGGGGAAAGGGGCGGGAAAAGCGGUCAGCCCGCAGCGUUCUGCGCCUCCUCCUGCAGGGGGCGCCACAGGCACACUCCCCGAGGAAGCCCCGCGUCUGCAAGGCCCUCAGGACCUGGUGCAGGGGCGUGGGGCCUCUGGACGAGGGCGGACUUUAACACGAGGCUGAAGUCCAUGUAACACACACCUCAAGUUACACCCAGCCUCUGACAUCAGCCAGAAUACCUCUUAGGAAACCUCGUCUGUCCCAUUGGCUUUUUCAGAUGACACUUUAGAAAAGCUCUUCUGUGCUUGAAAGCUAGCCUGAGGAGGGCGGGUGCCUCGGGGUCCCAGCCCCCCAACCCCGCAGGUCCCAGAGCUGCACUGACCUGGGUCUGCCCCGUUCCUGUGCUGCCUCCUCCCUCGUGUGUGCUCAGGUUGAGGGUCCUGCCCUGCUCGCUCAGUCCUGGUGAACAGUAUCCAGGAUGCCCAGUGAAAUUUGAAUUUCAGGUAAACGACCUAAUUUUUAGUAGAAGUCUAUUCCACACAAUAGUUGGCACAUAAUUAAAAUGGAGAGAUUUUUGAAAUUCUGAUCACAGGCCCAAAUCCCUAGAGGUUCUGAUUUCAUGGGUGUGGGUGUGGCCCAGGCUUCGGACGUUUAAAAUUCCCCAGGUGAUUGUGAUUUGCCUGGGUGGCCUGUGUGGGUUUUGGUUUUGGUUUUGGUUCUUGCUAAACCCAGGUAGGAACCAGCACUACCUAGAGCAGCGGUCACCAACCUUUCGGACCUCACGGACCACCAUUGUCCGCGGACGACUGGCUGGUGACCGCUGCCCUAGAGGGGCUUCUGCAGAGACGCCCACUUUAUAUGACACUGGCCUGUCCUUGCACUCAACUCAAAGCCAGACAGGACUCACGGAGCCGGCACGUUAGUUUUAUCUACAGAAUCUAAUAGAACGGAAGCCCCUUCUGUUAGAUUCUGUGGGAAGGUAUAAGGAAUAAAGUUCUAGUACAAAAAAAUUUUAACUUUGACGUGGCCAGAGUUAGACAAGAUGUUUUAUUUUAAAUGUGUUAGAUCCUUGCCGAAUUGUAAGAGGGACCUUUCUUUAGCUUGACUUGACUUCUGACCUGUUAAAAACACAAAGCCUGAGACGAGAACCUUCCCAGGCCCUUGGACCUGAAAGGGUGGUUCUCUGCUCUGGCUGGACAUUGGCAUCGCCUGGGGGGAUUUUUAAAAUUCUGCUGACUGGGCUGACAAGUUGGGGUUUAAUUGUCCUGGGUAUGGCCCAGGCGUCUAGAUGUUGGAAGGGCUCCCCGGGUUUUGCUAAUGUGCAGCCCGGGGACUGGGGGCUGGGGCCUGUCCUGGAAGGUUGCUGGCCAGGGUCAGGGAACACGGGAGGAAGUGGCUGUUGGGCUUCUUAAUCCAGGUGUUAGAUGACAGGCAGUCUCCUGCUGGGCGGGUGGUGGGUUUUCCUAAGGUGACUUCCGAUGGCAGGAAGUUAGCAGACCCCUUGACCCCAGAAUGCCAGGCCAGAAGCCUUCAGGAGCUGGCGAAUCCACCUGUUCUCGCCAGCCUGUGGGUUAGCCAUCUUGAGUGGGCAGGUCUGCUUGGUGCCCGCAGUCAGUGGGUGGCAGGAGUGGGGAUGGAGGAGGAGGAGCAGGACAGCCUGGCAGGGAGCCGACAAGCAGCCUCAAACAGUGGGCUUUGCCUCGGGUCGGUGUCCCCUGGGUGGGUAAGGGUUGCCCCAGCUCCUCCCUGAGUAACCAAACCAACACCCGCCCACAAUCAGGAGGCUCCAGGUGCUGUGACACCCGGGAGUCUGAUUCCUGGCCCAGUCAGGAGGGCACAGUGUGGGCGCUUUUGUUACAAUGAGCGACAGAGGCCUCCCAGGACUCCCGGGGCCGUGGGUCAGGGAGAAAUGAGCCCUCUUUUUGUGCUCUGUGGGGGUCUGUUUACUAGUAAUGAAUUAGCAAAUUUAACCCUAAAAGCUAAUGUAGAUGUGGUUGGAAACGGGAAGUUUUUGGAUGGUCACCAUUCCAAGGAAAUGACUUAGUUGUCCCCGCAGAUCUGCACCUGAGGUGGGUGUUAGAUUGAGGAGAGGGCCGUUCCCUGCUGUCAUCUCCAGCCUUUCUUCCUUUGGGACUAGGCAGCCCCUCUAGGGCUGUGAUUCAGGCUGGGAGACAGGCACGCUGCUGCGGGGCCUCAGGCUAGGGGGCCAGGCCCUCCCCGUCACUCUGAGCAAGUCCCUCCCCUUCCCUGACCCUGGGACCUCCGGGUCCUGCCCUCCUGCUCUGUGUGUGCAUGAGAGGGCGGGGGGCAGGGGGAGCAGGACCACGGCUGCCCCCCUCAUGGCAGGGCAACUCCAAGGCUGCCCACCUGGGAAAAUAGACCACUUUCUAGAAAGUUGUUUUUAAAAGCGUAAACCCUGGUGAAGUCGAUGCGCCAUGAUUUUGUUGCUCCGACCUUGUGCUUCUCUUCCCGUUGUGACUGUAGCGGGGGAUGUCUGCCCAAGCCCCCCAGGAGGGGUGGCUGGGAGUGGCACCCCAGGGCCACCCCCGCAGGAUCUAAGUGCUGUUGUCCCAGGAGCCCGAGCCUCCUGCUGGGACCCGCUGUUCUGUGCUGCACAGGCUGCGUUUUGUCUGCAUGGUUUGGGGUCAUUGUCCUUGUGCCUUUUUCUUCCCCGUCACCCCUGUACAGGACUUUCCACGUUGCCACUGCCCCCUUUUCUACAUCCUCGCGUUGCCCCUGGCCCUUCCCGAGCCCUGUAAAUGUGUACAUAGUGUUGCACUUCGUGUCCGCGUGCCUCCGCCACGUCCGGCCUGCUCCCCGUGUCCCAGCUCGCCCGCCGCGGGGACCAGGCUCCACUGCCCCUUCGUCACCCAGCCGUGCAGACGUGGUCACUUGUACAGAAUUUUCCAUGAUGGUCUUAAGCUUGGGGGGCUCGGGCCCACUUAGUCCCUCGUCUAGCCUGCUGCUAGUGUAGAAGCCUCGCACAUCAGAAAGGGUGGCUUUGUGUAAACUUCUCCCACAAACCUCUCCUGCGUUGGCGUCAAUAUUUAUAGAAAGUAGAGCGCACCUUCCCAGCCUGGGGCUUCAGCCCGGCAGGGACGUUCCGGGUCUGCCAGCUCCGUGGGCCCCUCGGAGAUGCACCCCCGCCCCCGGGGAAGCCGCUGCCAUCUGGUGUCUAGAUCAGCUGCGGACAGGUGGGCAGAGGGAAGAGGCUUCUCGCUGCUGCCCCGCCUGCCGUUAACAACUGCCAAGCUCUCCCUCAUCUGCUGAAGGUGCUCAGACCCGGGUGCCAUUAAAUCCCCCACUGACAUCGGACCGAGGUCAGACCGGGCGAGGCUGCAGACUCUCGCAGCCGGCUGGCUCCCUUCACCCCAGCUCUCUCAGCUGGGCCUCCUGGGGGGAAGGGGACGGGGAGUUCCAAUGGAAUGAGUUGCACGUGUGGCCUCAGGUCCAAGGGUUGGUUGAUGGCUUUGCCUCUGUGGGUUCCACCUGAGUCUGUAGCCCCAGGAGCCUCCAUCUGGAAGCGGGCUUAGCUCUCAGCCCUCGGGCUCAGUGAGACCCCGCCUCCAGGCCCCAGGGUGGGGGAGAGUGGGGUGAGGCCCCAAGGCUGUGAGCCAGGGUCCCGAGCUCUCCACCCCCAGCCUGCUUCCAGCCCAAAAGAAGCAGGCUCUCAGAGGCGGGCUCCCUCGGGAACUAAUGUACAGACUGAGGUGUAAAUAAACAGUUUGCUUUUCUUGCCUGA
Molecule: messenger RNA, 7695 nt
Organism: Myotis lucifugus (little brown bat)
Lineage: Eukaryota; Metazoa; Chordata; Mammalia; Chiroptera; Vespertilionidae
Gene: RAB11FIP4
Product: RAB11 family interacting protein 4
Exons: 13
Coding region: 222-1943 (573 amino acids)
Biological process (GO): endocytic recycling; regulation of cytokinesis
Cellular component (GO): endocytic vesicle; cleavage furrow; recycling endosome membrane
Source: RefSeq, a predicted model, not a curated record